Molecule: messenger RNA, 2544 nt
Organism: Perkinsus marinus ATCC 50983
Lineage: Eukaryota; Perkinsozoa; Perkinsida; Perkinsidae
Exons: 20
Coding region: 1-2544 (847 amino acids)
Source: RefSeq, a predicted model, not a curated record
AUGUCCAGCCGACUCAUGGAAGUGCGUGAGCGGUAUAAGCAACUACGUCGGAAAGCUUCCUAUGAUGUUUCGGUGAAAUCUCCUGACGUUAUCAAGCCGUCCUGGAAAGAGUCUAAGGCAGAGAUGUCUGUCGAGGAAUUGGAAAACCCCCUCCCGCGAUAUUCGCGCUACAGCGCUGCUCACGACGAGAGCUUCGAAGACUCGGUCUCAACAGCUAAUAUACUGAAUCCGCCGGUACAGGCUUUUGGCAAGGGUCUUGGGACAGUGGCUGCUAGUAUAGAAACGCUUCCAUGCACAGAACCUCUCAAGACCAGCGAGGUUUUGCAGCCACCCUUGUGGUUCCGUGAGUAUGGAGGAAAACACGAGAACAGAGCCACAUGCCUUGACGUUGAAGGUUCUAUCGAGAAGAGAGAAGCUCGGCCAAGUGGUGAUGUGAUUAAUGCGAGUCUGGAAACUAUAAAGCUCUUUGUUGAUCCGGACAAGGGGGAAGCGACGGAACUGCAAGAGGAAGAAGAUUCCCUGGACCACGGCUCCGGCGAUGAUCUUGCCGCUGGUGAAUCCAUCGAAGAGGGAGGAGUUUCUGCUCUUCUCGAGGACGUGCCGUGUGCUUCUCCCUCGCCCAGCGGCAGUUCAAGUUCCCAGCACCUUGCUGGCAAGACUGCUGAGAUCAAUCUGAUUGACUUGACCGUCCAGGAGGAAGACGAGGCAGAGAUAUUGUCCCAGAAGCGCUCAUCUGAUACGCUCCUCUUGAGCUCGAAUCAAACACUCGGCUCCUCACAACUGAGCGAGACUGCAUCCUUAUGUAAUCGAACCUAUGUGGGUGCCGGGACGUUAGCGGCAGAGAUCGGAGGAAACGCGCGGCUUGGCUCGUUCGAUAAUACCAGCCUCGCGGGGCCACCUCAAAGAACUGAUAGUGGACCUGAGCUGGCUGCCGUGUCUGAGAUGACGCCAGUGGAGCCGGCAAAUGGUCCGGAGUCUUCCGCUCGUCCUUCCGGCCGCGAAAUGACUACACUUCUUACUCAACGGCAAACUGUGGUGGCGGAAAAGAGAGUACAGGUGCGUCCUCAGCUACAAGAUAACGGAGUGCAAGUGGAGCUUUACAAGAGGUGUUGUCACAGCCCUUUACGGUUGGCGAGACUUCUGAAGGAGUUCGGUGGUGAUAAGAGUGGCACUGGGGCUAGGCUGCAGGUCUGCUUUGAUGAGCUCAUGGCCCGCAGCAGAGUGACAAGAGCGUUGGAUGAUGCUAGCUGGGCUUCCCUGAUGAGAGAUGCUCUUGGGAAGGUGGAGUCCGUAGACCUAGGACAGCUGAUCCUGGAUGCGUCGAGGGCGAUGGUGGAGCAGAUGAGGCCUUGCAAUGCAGUCACUGUGGGUGUCCAGACUCAGAGCUUCCGACUAGCGGUUGAGCAUAGUGCGCCGUAUAGUGAAUUGUUGAAUAAGUACGAGACGAAGUGCAAAAGGGUCGCCACGUUAGAGAGGCAGCUCACGAGAGCAGCAACUGUGAUGGCGGCAUCGAGAGAGGGGACCUUCAAGGAGAAGGAGCUGGCCAGACAGCUUGAGGCGAUGCAGGAGGAUCGUGAUAGGGCGACAGAGGCUCUUGCUGUGAAGGAAAAACAAAUGGCUAAGAUCGAGGAAGAAUUGGAGGCGGUCAAAGAACAGUACGCGAGUAUGGAAUGUGAAGUCUCACGCCUUCAGCAAGCGCAGACUGCGGCAUUUAAAUUGAAGACUGUUGGUUCUGCGGGCAGUUCCCAGAAGUGCGGUAGAGCAGAGACGAGCAGGAGUCAACCAUUGGGCGCUGUUGUUGGCAGCCCCUGUGUGGCCUCGGCGACUCAGCGGAAGUCGAAUGACUUUGUGUGCAGGCUGCUGAAGGCUGAGGGGUGGUCCAUGGGCAAACUGCCCUCAAGGGCUGGUUCGCCGUGUGGUUCCUGGCGGCUGGUGUGGGACGACCCUGCGGCACCUGAGAGGACCAAGCGGCAUCGGAUGGUUCAGCUAGCCGAUAUAGUCCGUGUGGAGUUCGGGGAGACAUCACAGUGUUAUCGUCGAAUGGCUGCUACUGGUAAGAGCUGGCCAGGAAGUCGCCAGGUUGAUAAGGGAGUCAAGCCUCACAGUGGAGAGGGGAGUGGAUGGUGUAUAUCUCUGGUUCUUCGUGAGGGUGCCUCUCGAGCCGCCCUGGAUUUGGUCCUACCGAACAGGAACGCGUUUGAGGUUUGGGUCCUUGGCAUCAAUGAGCUCUGUGACUACAGUAGUCGAUUGAAGUCUCUCACGAGGGAGACGUUUAUGCUCUAUAAAGCCCUUAACGAUGAUGCUGCCGUCGAGCCAAUGGGUAAAUUUAGUGGUGAAGGUCGCGGAGCACUGGACUCCUGCGAUGGUCCUGAAGAAAGGCUCCCUGGCGGCUUCAUGAGUCUACCUGAGCUCCUCAAAGACCAGAUCCGCCCACUCGGUGCAAGGAACUCCGCCGGCCUUAUUAAACGCAUGUUGAGUCUCGACGAAGUCGACGCCCUCUUCGACAAUAUAGCCGCUAGCCGUAGAGAUGCGGUGGCAAGAUGA